AUGGCAUCGCGUCAUUUCUUUCCGGGUCCUUUUACACCGACUGGCAAACUAGGUGACUUCCCCAUUGAAGACUACUUCUUUGGAAGACGGCGCCAGAGAAGAAACAGAACAACCUUCACACCUCAACAAUUAUCCGCACUGGAGGAACUAUUUUCACGGACCCAUUAUCCUGAUGUGUUCGUCCGAGAGGAACUAGCCAAUCGGAUCAGCCUCACCGAAGCCAGAGUUCAGGUGUGGUUCCAGAAUAGGCGAGCAAAAUGGCGGAAAAAUGCCCGUUUACGUCUUGGCAGGGAUGCUCUGAAUAGCCGACCAGAUCAACUAGGGGUGUCCAUGCUCCCCCAGCAGCCACACCCAUGGCCCCUAGUGACCUCCACUCACCAGCCCAUCCUCCCAUUGGCUCACUGCUCAGUGGCUGCGGUCCAGGCUAACGCCCAGGGCCGGCCUGUCUUCUCCACUUCGAUGAUGUACCCCGAGACGGACAGGAUGUCCGAGAGCAGAAUGAAUCUGGAGCAGAGCUACUUCAGUAAUAGGUUGGCCUUGUCGCCUGGAAAUCUCCUAAACCGCGGUCGCUUCCCAAUGGGCGUGUCAUCAACUGAUACCAGCGAAAGCGCCAAUAUCUCACAGUCAAUUUCCAUGACAGCACAGUCCCUGAGACACGGGGAGAAGGGUGUCGACGAUCUACGGCCGACCAGUCUCUUCAGAGGCCAAGAUGAGCCUAAUUCACGGCUCUCAAGGAAGUCGUCCAACUCGAGCGACGCCAUCUCUUCGCACGAGCCUCAUAAGGCGGCCGCCUGCACAAUCACAAAUGAUGACGUGGAUUCGGGCGAUUGUAUCUAA
Molecule: messenger RNA, 837 nt
Organism: Lineus longissimus
Lineage: Eukaryota; Metazoa; Nemertea; Pilidiophora; Heteronemertea; Lineidae
Product: homeobox protein aristaless-like
Exons: 4
Coding region: 1-837 (278 amino acids)
Biological process (GO): regulation of transcription by RNA polymerase II
Molecular function (GO): RNA polymerase II transcription regulatory region sequence-specific DNA binding; DNA-binding transcription factor activity, RNA polymerase II-specific
Source: RefSeq, a predicted model, not a curated record